UCCUUGUAUCCUCCAUCUAACGUAACGUCAGUGACAUUUGUCGGAGGAACCGAUUCCGUUCCUCCAUUUGGCAACCUCCAAAGCUCAUCACCGCGCCGCACCACGGCAUCCAAUGCUUUCCCUCCCUGCCUCCCUCCUUAAUGCCCCUCGCUAAUUACUCCCGCCACCACUAAACCCCCUUCCUAACCCUGCCGCAAUCAUAGUCCCCAGGGGUUUAAAGCCCAGAGCUCGCCGCUUGGAGAAGCAGCCGCAGGAGGGUAAGGAGGAGAGACCUCGUCGUCGUUGGCGGCGGCGAGAUGGACCUCGCAUCGCUCCUGACGUCGCUGGUGACGUCGUUCGUGAUCUUCCUCGUGCUGGUGCUGGUGUUCACCUGGCUGUCGCGCUGCCCCGGGAACGCGCCGGUGUACUACCCGAGCCUCCUGCUCCGGGGGCUCGACCCGUGGGAGGGGCGGCGGCGCGGGACCCGGAGCCCCGUGGGGUGGGUCCGCGACGCGGUCACCGCGUCCGAGGCCGACGUCGUUGCUGCCGGAGGGGUCGACGCCGCCGUCUACCUCGUCUUCCUCUCCUCCGUGUUGUCCAUCUUGGUGUACUCUGGGAUCGUGCUGCUUCCGGUUCUCCUCCCGGUUGCUGGAACUGAUCAUGCCCUGGAAACUGCUGCUGGCUUACCCAAAAACGAAUCAGCUCAGGACUUCUCGCCGAUUGAAAGACUAGCAAUGGGCAAUGUUCAACAAGGAAGUAUGAGGCUGUGGGCAUUUCUGUUAUCAGUCUAUUGGGUUUCCUUUGUCACCUAUUUCGUACUAUGGAAAUCCUACAAGCAUGUGUCGAAUUUGAGAGCUACUGUAAGAUCAACACCAGAUGUUAAACCCGAGGAGUUUGCGGUGUUGGUGAGAGAUGUCCCUAGUCCGCCUCCAGAUCAAACUAUAAAGGAUUCUGUAGACUCAUAUUUCCGAGCACUUCACCCUAACACCUUCUACAAAUCAAUGGUUGUGACAGAUCACACAAAGGCUGAUAAAAUUUACCAAGAGAUUGAAGGUCACAAAAAGAAAAUUGCUCGGGCUGAAGUUGUCUAUGCAGAGUCGAAAACAGCAAACAAACCUGAGGGCACUAAGCCUACUCAUAGGACUGGAUUCCUUGGUCUUAUUGGUAAAAAGGUUGACACAAUUGAAUACUGUAGUGAGCAGAUUAAGGAAUUACUGCCCAAACUGGAGGCCGAACAGAAGAUUACCCUUCGUGAGAAACAGCAGCGGGCUGCUAUUGUCUUCUUCAAUAGAAGAUCUGCCGCAGCUUCUGCAUCUCAGACUCUCCAUGCUCAGGUGUUUGAUAAGUGGAGAGUUAUGGAAGCUCCUGAACCACGUCAGAUAAUAUGGCCCAAUCUUCCGAUGAAAAUAUAUGACAGGCAAAUCAGACAGGCUGUGGUCUAUUUCAUUGCCUUUCUCAUUGUGCUUUUCUAUAUUAUUCCUAUUACCGCUAUCUCUGCUGUUACGACUCUGGAAAACCUGAGGGAGAAGCUGCCCUUUCUGAAGGUGUUGGUGGACCAAAAAGAAAUCAAGACUGUCUUGGAGGCUUACCUGCCACAGAUUGCACUCAUUGUGUUCCUCGCCUUGCUGCCUACUCUUCUUAUGUUUCUCUCAAAAUCAGAGGGGAUCCCUUCGCAGAGCCAUGUAGUUAGGGCGGCAUCGGGAAAAUAUUUCUACUUCAUUGUCUUCAACGUCUUCCUUGGCUAUACAAUUGGAAACACAUUGCUCAGCUCUUUGACAACCAUUAUCAAUCACCCUGCUGAGAUUGUGGAUAUGCUUGCCAAGAGCCUGCCUAAAAGUGCAACAUUCUUCCUCACAUUCGUUGCACUGAAAUUCUUUGUUGGAUAUGGGCUUGAGCUCUCUCGCUUGGUUCCUCUCAUCAUUUUCCACCUGAAAAGGAAGUACCUAUGCAAGACUGAGGAUGAAGUGAAAGCUGCAUGGGCUCCAGGAGACCUGGGAUAUAACACCAGGGUUCCAAAUGACAUGCUCAUCGCAACAGUUGUGUUUUGCUACUCGGUCAUUGCACCUUUGAUUAUUCCAUUCGGCGUUGCAUACUUUGCUCUUGGAUGGCUUAUAGCGAAAAAUCAGAUUAUGAGAGUUUAUGUUCCUAGCUACGAGAGCAACGGGCGAAUGUGGCCACACAUGCACACAAGGAUCGUGGGAGCUCUGCUGGUUUACCAGAUCACCAUGAUCGGCGUCAUCCCCCUGAAAAAGUUCUAUUAUGCGCCUAUCCUUGUGCCCCUCAUCCCAAUGAGCUUCAUCUUCGCCUACAUCUGUCAGAUGCGCUUUUACCCUGCAUUCGCCAAGACUCCUCUAGAGGUGACGCAGCAUGAGCUGAAGGAAAUGCCGAACAUGGAUACCAUCUACAGCGCAUACAUUCCUCCUUGCUUGAAGCCCGAUAAGCUCGAGGAUUUGGGUGUCUUUGAAGAUGCUCAGUCGCACGCCACCUCCAGAACCCCGUCCAUUUAGUCCCGGAUUCCCAUCCAUCGCAAAAGCACCGAAGAUCUCUGUACACUUAUUGUCUAAUUCAUGCAGAAUUUCCGAUGAAUUUCCACGCUUCCACGUGAACCCUCUGAAGUUGAUGUGUUUCAGGAUAGGAAACCGACGUGAAAUGUACAUACAUACUCGCCCUAUUGCCUGCUGAACAUGUGUGAUUUAUUUUAGGUAGCUGCUGUGGAUAUUUGGGUCUUUUAAGUUUCUCUUGGUUGUUAUCCAUGUGUGUGUGAUUAAUGUAGACUCUAUGUGAAUCUGUGAGUCAGUUUGCUUGAUGCUCUGUAACUCCAUUUAACAAAACCACUCCUCUGUUAUUGUUGUCUGUUGCUGAAA
Molecule: messenger RNA, 2843 nt
Organism: Phragmites australis (common reed)
Lineage: Eukaryota; Viridiplantae; Streptophyta; Magnoliopsida; Poales; Poaceae
Product: CSC1-like protein ERD4
Exons: 6
Coding region: 297-2486 (729 amino acids)
Cellular component (GO): plasma membrane
Molecular function (GO): calcium-activated cation channel activity
Source: RefSeq, a predicted model, not a curated record